AAACUCUAAAAUGAGAAGACCCAAAUCAUUGACAAGGAUUGCGAGUCCUUUCCAGCGAGGAGCUGCUUGAGUUUGGAAGUUAAUGUAUUGACGUUGUGUUCUCUGUUUUUUUCACUCUGCAUUCACAGUGGGAAUCGGCUGUAUCUAAAUGAAAUGGUUUGAUGAUGUCGGGAUUGUUUGCCUUCAGACGUGCUUGAAGUGCUGUUUGAUUGCAUACCGCUAUUGAUCUGUUACGCUUAUUAAAGUGUUUCUGAAUAUGCAAGCUGUAUCGAAGUGGUCAGAAGGGGAAUGUGUGAGUUGGGCUACAUGGGUUCCAACCCGGAGAAGCUGCAGUUCUCACAAAGGAGCCUCCUUUGUAAGAACAGCUGCCUUGUUUGUUUCUUUGAGAUCUCACAAACCCUGACACCCUGGUGCCCUUGACAGUAAGCAAGGACAGGCAGCAGUUGUCUGAGAGUAAACAGUCUCUCCAUGCAGACGUGCCCUGUGUAACCCUGAAAUCCGAGUCAGCUCAGAUAUGCAAUACCGGAUUGGGCCUGGGAGCAGGCUUUGAUGUGGAUCUUUUGACUGAGUUUUCUGAGUUUUUUUUAAUUGCUUUCUCGAUUAAUCCAUUCAAGGUUUCAGGACUUUUAUUUAGACUUGCAUGUGUUUUUGUGGAAUUUUAGUCAUCCAACAGUAGACCAAGUAUCUCAAUGGUAACAUAGUCAUCAUCAUUCCUCCUGAACAGAGAGAAAAGGUCAGCCAUUGCAGAUGGGAUUCCUAACCAUAUGAGUACUGAGGAAAAACUGGAAGAAGGGUUUGUGUAUUGCAGGGGGUGGGUUAACCUUGUCAGGUGGUUCUGACUCCGCCUCUUUAUGGAAUCAUGGGAAAUGUAGUCAUUUCCACAUUGGACUGCUGCCGUUCUCUGUCGGACUGCUUGUGGCGAAGGCACGCUUCUGCCUGGUGCGACGAGCAGUCCCCUUUGCUGCCUGAAGUCCGUAAAGCCAGCCCGUCCAUUCCUGAGGUUUUCCCAAGUGCCUUGGAGAGGAGCUCACAGGACUUGCAUGACCUGAUCUACCCUGAGAUUGUUCCGAGCCGUUCUCCGGUGAGCGUGCCUGUCCAUGCAGAGCCUUUGGAGUCUAUCCAGGUCUUGAGUCCUGAUACCGGUGAAGACGGCGCACUUCUGAACCCCGUCCCUGUCCAGCAGAAACCCGCAGUCUCUGCAGCACGCUCCAGUGUGCUUCAGGAGAACUCGCCACUGGUGGAUAGCAGGAACUGCGUAUGUGCAGAGGUGCAGGGCCAAGAUGUGGGGCUUCCUCCCAGCCAAGAGCCCCAUGAGUUGCGCAGAGCUCCUGUGCCAGGCAGGCGAAGGAGACCACGGCUGGGCGGGUGUGGUGGGCAGGGCACGUCUGUGCAGGGAGCUCGCGGAUCGCCAGUCUCCCCAAGCGCCAGGCUUCCAGCUCCCUGCCCCGCUUCACUGGAUGUGAUAGCCCGGACUCGGUGCGAGCCUUCUCUUUCUCUCCGGAUGGGAGCUCCCGUUGGUGAAAAGAGGACUUUGUGCAAAGGGCUGGGAGAAGGGGAGGGGCUGGCUGGGAGCCCUGCGGACAGACCGGUCUCGCCAGGCUUCUGCUGUGCAGGGCACGCGGUGGACACCUCCGUGAUGAAUGGGGAUGGGGCUCAUGAGCAGACAGAAGAGUGUAAGCAGAAUGGAGGCGGAGACCUGGAUCAAGCAGAGGACGCCAACGAACAGGAAGUGAUUGUCAUCCAGGACACGGGCUUCACAGUGAAGGUUCAGGCCCCUGGCACAGAGCCCUUUGACCUGCAGGUGUCGCCCCAGGAGAUGGUACAGGAGAUCCACCAGGUGCUGAUGGACCGCGAGGACACCUGCCACCGGACCUGCUUCUCCUUGCAGCUGGACGGCAAUGUGCUGGACAACUUCGCCGAGCUCAAGUCCAUCGAGGGCCUGCAGGAGGGCUCUGUGCUCAAGGUGGUGGAAGAGCCCUACACCGUCCGGGAGGCUCGCAUUCACGUGCGUCACAUCCGGGACCUCCUGAAGAGCCUGGACCCCUCGGACGCGUACAACGGAGUGGACUGUAACUCGCUCUCCUUCCUGAGCGCUUUCACCGAGGGCGACCUGGGAGAGAGCGGGAAGCGGAAGAAGAAGGGCAGUGAGCUGGAGCAGAUCGACUGCACCCCACCGGAACACAUCCUCCCCGGCAGCAAGGACCGCCCGCUGUCCCCCCUGCAGCCACAGAGCAAGGACUGGAAGCCCUUGCAGUGCCUGAAGGUCCUGACGAUGAGCGGCUGGAACCCGCCUCCCGGGAACAGGAAGAUGCACGGGGAUCUCAUGUACUUGUACGUGGUGACGGUGGAGGAGAGGCACGUCAGCAUCACCGCCUCCACCCGCGGAUUCUACCUCAACCAAUCCACUACUUACAUCUUCAACCCCAAGCCAGCCAACCCCAGUUUCUUGAGCCACUCCCUGGUGGAGCUGCUGAGCCAGAUCAGCCCAGCAUUCAAGAAGAACUUCACAGCCCUGCAGAAGAAAAGGGUUCAGAGACACCCGUUUGAGAGGAUAGCCACCCCCUUCCAGGUGUACAGCUGGACAUCCCCACAGGUGGACCAUGCUAUGGACUGCGUGCGAGCCGAAGACGCUUACACUUCCCGGCUGGGCUACGAGGAACACAUACCUGGCCAGACACGGGACUGGAAUGAAGAGCUCCAGACGACCAGAGAGCUGCCACGCAAGAACCUGCCCGAGAGGCUGCUGAGGGAGAGAGCCAUCUUCAAGGUGCACAGCGACUUCGCGGCGGCCGCCACGCGGGGGGCCAUGGCGGUCAUCGACGGCAACGUGAUGGCCAUCAACCCCGGCGAGGAGACGCGCAUGCAGAUGUUCAUCUGGAACAACAUCUUCUUCAGCCUGGGCUUCGACGUGCGCGACCACUACCGCGAGCUGGGCGGGGACAGCGCCGCCCACGCCGCCCCCACCAACGACCUGAACGGGGUGCGGGCCUACGGGGCGGUGGACGUGGAGGGGCUGUACACGCUGGGCACCGUGGUGGUGGACUACCGCGGCUACCGCGUCACUGCCCAGUCCAUCAUCCCCGGCAUCCUGGAGCGCGAGCAGGAGCAGAGCGUCAUCUACGGCUCCAUCGACUUCGGCAAGACCGUGGUGUCCCACCCCAAGUACCUGGAGCUCCUGGAGAAGACCAGCCGGCCGCUGAAGAUCCAGCGCCACGCGGUGCUCAACGAGAAGGCCGAGGCCGCGGAGCUGUGCUCCUCCGUGGAGUGCAAGGGCAUCAUCGGCAACGACGGGCGCCACUACAUCCUGGACCUCCUGCGCACCUUCCCCCCCGACCUCAACUUCCUGCCCGUGGAGGGCGAGGAGCUGCCGCCGGAGUGCAGGCGGCUGGGCUUCCCGCGCCAGCACCGCCACCGCCUGGCGUGCCUGCGGCAGGAGCUCAUCGAGGCCUUCGUGGAGCACAGGUACCUCCUCUUCAUGAAGAUGGCUGCUCUUCAGCUCAUGCAGCAGAAAGCCAGCAGGGACUGUGGCGGCAGCGUGCCGCCGGCCCUGGUGGCGAACGGCGACCUUGAGUCCUCGCCUUCCCAGGACCCCCCGUCCCAGGACGGGGACGAGGCGGCCGUUCCUACGGCAACGGCGGCCAACGGGCCCUUGCCCCAGGCCCUCGGUCAGCCUGAGAACGGGGAGUGCGAGACCCCCCGGUCCUCGGAGGGUAAGGGCGCAGAGGAAAAUAUCCCGGGACUAGCCCAGGCAAAAGAGCUUGCUGAGGCCGUAGCAGCAGACGAUGGAACAGCUGAUGCCAAGAGUCGGGAUGUGGUCCUCAAUGCCUGCAAAGCCGUGGGCUCUAUCAGCAACACCUCCUUCGACAUCCGCUUCAACCCCGACAUCUUCUCUCCAGGAGUGCGGUUUCCUGAGGACAGCCUUGAGGACGUCCAGAAGCAGAAGCAGCUCCUGAAGGAUGCUGCCGCCUUCCUUGUUUCCUGUCAGAUCCCCUCGCUGGUGAAGGAUUUUCUGGACCACAGUGCCUUGCCAAUGGAUGGUGCCACGCUGACUGAAGCCCUCCAUCAGCAUGGCAUCAAUGUGCGCUACCUGGGCAACGUGCUUGAUUUCAUCGACAAGACCCCUGCUAGAGCACAGCUCGACCACAUUUAUAAAAUUGGAAUUGGCGAGUUGAUUACCAGGUGUGCAAAACAUGUCUUUAAGACCUAUCUCCAGGGCGUGGAGCUGUCUGCCCUCUCUGCCGCCGUCAGCCACUUCCUCAACUGCUGCCUGAGCUCCUUCCCGGAUGCCGUGGCCCAUCUGCCCGCCGAUGAGCUGGUGUCUAAGAGGAAGAACCGGCGCCGGCGCAACAGGGUGCCGGGAGGUGGCAGUGGAGACAACACCGCCUGGGCCAGCCUGACCCCCAGCGAGCUGUGGAAGAACAUCGCCUCUGAGGCACAGAGCUACUACCACUUCACUCUGGAGUGUGAGAAUGUGGAUCAGGCUGUGGACAAGUAUGGGCUGCAGAAGAUAACACUGUUGAGAGAAAUCUCUGUCAAAACUGGCUUCCAGAUCCUCAUAAAAGAAUACAACUUCGACAGCCGUCACAAGCCUGCCUUCACAGAGGAGGACAUCCUCAAUAUCUUCCCUGUGGUCAAACAUGUCAACCCAAAAGCCUCUGAUGCCUUCCACUUCUUCCAGAGCGGCCAGGCCAAGGUCCAGCAAGGCUUCCUGAAGGAGGGCUGUGAGCUGAUCAAUGAAGCUCUGAACCUCUUCAACAAUGUGUACGGCGCCAUGCAUGUGGAGAUCUGCGCCUGUCUGCGUCUGCUCGCUCGCCUCAACUACAUCAUGGGAGACUACCCCGAGGCCCUCAGUAACCAGCAGAAGGCCGUGCUGAUGAGCGAGAGAGUACUUGGUAUCGAGCAUCCGAACACUAUACAGGAAUACAUGCACCUGUCUCUCUACUGCUUUGCCAACGGUCAGCUGUCCACUGCCCUGAAGCUGCUCUACCGUGCCCGCUACCUCAUGCUGCUGGUGUGUGGGGAGGAUCACCCAGAGAUGGCCCUAUUAGAUAGUAACAUUGGUCUGGUGCUACAUGGAGUGAUGGAGUAUGACCUGUCCUUGCGCUUCCUGGAGAAUGCCUUAGCCAUCAAUUCCAAAUAUCACGGCACUCGCUCCUUAAAGGUGGCCCUCAGCCAUCACCUGGUCGCCAGGGUGUACGAGAGCAAAGCCGAGUUCCGCUCAGCGCUGCAGCACGAGAAGGAGGGGUACACCAUUUACAAGAACCAGGUGGGGGAGGCACAUGAGAAGACCCGGGAGAGCUCGGAGUACUUGAAGUACCUCACGCAGCAAGCUGUGGCCCUGCAGAGAACCAUGAACGAGAUCUACAAGAACGGCUCCAACGCCAGCAUCAUGCCCCUCAAAUUCACAGCUCCCAGCAUGGCCAGUGUCCUGGAGCAGCUCAAUAUUAUCAACGGUAUCAUCUUCAUUCCUCUCAGCCAAAAGGAUCUGGAGAACCUGAAGGCAGAGGUGCAGAGAAGGCAGCAGCUGCAGGACUCGGGCAAGAGCGAGGAGCAGCAAGAGAGCAGCCAGCCAGAGCUGGAAAACAAACUGACUGCAGAAAAGAUGCAGAGCGCCCCCUCUGCGCAGGAGGCCACAGCGCCACAGCAGCCGUCCGUCUGAAUGUGUGGACUUCAGAUAUUUGAACGAUCUAUUUUAACAUAAGGGGAGGGAGGGGGUGUGGGGAAAAUGGGUGUGAGAGAGGUCGGGAGAGAGAGAGCUGGAAUGAAUGAAUAUGAGAUUGCGUGGGAGCUGUAUGAGUGUUGCGUUGCUUCUGACUGGGGGGUAGGAGGAGGCUGUGGGUGACGAGGACGUUGGGGAAAUUACGCAGAGCCAUAACGCUGACCCUUCUCACCUCGGCUCCCCCACCCCAUACCCUGAGCCCCCGUUUUUCUUCCACCCCCAUCACAGCCCCACAGAGGGGGGGGAAAAAGCUCAUAAACCCACCUGAGAGAGAGACAGCAGCUCAGCCCGGAAUUGUUCCUUGAAAAAUGCAAGCUUUCAGUUGAGGUAUACUGAAAUCUCAGGUGAUUUUUUUUUUUUUUUGGCUGUUCGGUGCACUGUGGUGAAGAAGAAAAAAAAAGUGUGAGCUUUGGAAUGUGUGAUCUUUAUGUUUCCGAAAUGGGGCUGCAAAAAACACCCCUUACCUUGACAGGAUCAUGUGUUCUAUAUAGUUAUAUCUAUGACUGUGCAAAGACUGACAUGGUAGCAGUAUAUAUGUAUAUAGAUAUAAAUAUAUAGACAAUUGCUUUUAGAAGGGUAAAAUGUCUGCCCUGUCUAAGAUUUAUUUGUAACACGUUAUAUGUGUCCUGAAAAUGGAUUCUCUUAAAAGCCAUUUUAAAAUUUGGUAAUUUAUCUGUGAGUUUCCAUAGUCUGUUUUUAUAUAAAUAUAUACAUGAGUAAAUGUAUGUAUCUAUAUGUCUCUGGGUUUCGGCAGGUACUUUAAUCACGUGGGUGGAAGUGUAAAGAUUUUGAAACGUCCAAAUCAAUCCGACAAAGUUUGUUCUCUGCUCGUUUGCUGGGAGGGAGAAGGGGUUGGGUGUGUGUUUUUUGGGGUUGUUGAAGCUUCUUAAAGUCAAAUGAUAGGGUGAACUUUUCCAGACAUUUUUAUACACAAAGUAAUAUCUGGAUGAGCUUCACUUGGGUGUUAUUGUAAGUUUUUGUUUUGGUGACGUUGUCCUGAUCAUCGCCUUGUCUUCAGUUCUGCUGUACUUUGGGCCCAAUUAAGGAAUUCUGGGUAAGGGACUGCCUACCGUGGCAGACGUGAGUCUUGUCUCUGAAUUCAUUGUCUCGUGAGAAUUAUAUGUCAAGAGUGUUACAUGCUGACGAUUUGGGAAGUUUUUCCACUUUAAAUAAUUCUGCUUGCAAGCUAAUCUCUUUUUUUUCAGGUUUUGACAUCUGUUAAUUCCCAUGGGGUCUCCACAGCUGUUCAUUCUGUAAAACACUUUUGCUGUUCCAGCUCAUGCCAAUAGCAUAGAUGUGCACAGCAAGCCUUCCAAACUAGAUUCCGCAAGGCACCUGUAACAAUGAGCGUCUUACCAAAAAAUAUGUAGGAGACUGAUUUGUGGUUCAUUUCUGAUGGUGACACCGUGUGUUUGGUGUCGGACGUCUUGGAUGAAUUUGGAUUUCUGUUUUGAAAAAGCUAUCAGCUGCCUGAAAUACGGUACAGUGAAAUUUGUCUACAUAUGUAGCAAUGCUGAAUAAAAGCCCAUUUUCAGAUAAAAGGGUGAGACUGAGGCCUGAGGUAUUCUGGUGUGAAAGUGACAAGAAUGUUACCUCUACUGCUGGGUGGUGAUAUCUGAAUGAGAACCAAAGCCAAGAUUUAUUCACUACAACUACACAGUACUCCAGAGAAAAACUGCUCUCUUGUGUAAAUUUGAAAUCUGGUUUGCCUGGGUGAGGAUGCAGAAUACUGUAUCUGGGUUCAGGGAUGUUUUGAGAAGUUAUUUGCACAUACCAUCAUCCUAUGUUUUUUUGUGUUGGUUUCUGAAUGAUUGCUCUUAUUUUUAUACUCAAAAGACUGACGCAAGAGUUAGUGUACCUACAUGUUUUUUUUUUUGAAUUUCAAAACGAAUUUACUGGCGAAUAAUUCCUCUUACAGUACCACUCAUGACCACAGUGUUGUGCUGUAGAGAAGGCGUUUGGUUGGACUCGUUGAAUUAAGUGGAGGGAUCUGUAUUAAACUGAGCAAGCUGUUUCCGAGCAUAAAGAAUAAAAUGCAUAUCUUUCUGCAUGCAUGUCA
Messenger RNA from Lepisosteus oculatus (spotted gar), 7778 nucleotides. RefSeq names its product clustered mitochondria (cluA/CLU1) homolog a (gene cluha). Gene Ontology annotation, biological process: intracellular distribution of mitochondria. NCBI's taxonomy places the organism in Eukaryota, Metazoa, Chordata, Actinopteri, Semionotiformes, Lepisosteidae. The record is from RefSeq and is a predicted model, not a curated record. Gene Ontology annotation, molecular function: protein binding; mRNA binding. Gene Ontology annotation, cellular component: cytoplasm.